UUUUCUUGUCAGCUUGCAUCGUCGGAUGUUACGAUGAUCAGUUUUCGGAUUCAUUAACUAUAUUUCUCCUAACUUUUAAUUCAGAUACUCGAGUUUUGCGCUCGACUAAUAGUGCAACUUGCAAAGAUCGAAACUUUAAUUUUUAAGCUUUUGCAUCUUUUUUUUUCAAUAAAACAAGAAUAUAAUGCAAAGUCCCUCUUAAUGUUGAAUAUAUACCCUCCAUAUACUCAUAAAAUUAGUUAUAAAGAUGCCAAUAAACAAUAUUCUUUAAUUAUCUUCUAAGUAUUAAAAAAUAAAAAAUAAAAUGAGAAUCACAUAGUUUAGUGCAGGCAGGAUAUUAUUAUUAAUUUUUUUUUACAAAUAAAUAAAUUAAUGGUUCUGAAGAAGUGCUUAAUACAGCAGUUGUUUGCUGUUAUGAUAUAUAUAUAUAAAUAAUAAAUAUGCUUUUUUGUACUUAGUUUGGCUUUGGUUUUGUCAAGAGAUUAUUGUUCAUUCCUAUCCAGUUAAGGAAUAAAUUAAAUUCUUUCCCAUUGAAUUGUCCACAUAUAUUCACCACUUUAUAUUUAUUUCAUUAAUUUCAUCAAAUAAAUACAUAACCAUUUCCUACUGUUCAUCUUUCCGAUCAUCGAUCUUCCCCGAAAUGCUCGAGAUUUUCGAUUAAAAAAAAAAGCAAGGAUUUUGAAAAUGAAGGGAAUACAACAACAGCAGAGCUAUGGAUUUCCGGGUGAUUUCCCCUCCGAAUUUCCCGAUAAUAAUAAUUUCUCCGGAAAUUAUAAUAAUAAUAACAUUAAUAAUACUCAGCUCGAAAACCAAUCAUGGCAUCCGAAUUCAUCGAGCACAAUCAUAAGCAGAAUUGGAUCGACACCAGCUUCUUCUGCUUUUUACGCAACCGAGCUUCUUAUGGGCUUAUCGAAUUCCAAUUUCCAAUCCGGAUCGAAUAUCUUCUUCGGUAAUAAUUCUCAGACAAGAAUUACUCAUGAACCGGAUUUCUUGUCCAAAAACAAUCAAAGAUAUCGAAAUCUUGCAGAGAGCGAGCAGUUAAUCCACAUUGAAAACAAACUCCUAUCUGAUAUCGACGAUUCCAAUACGAUUAGCCCUUCUCUGCCUUUCGAUGCAAAUCUUGAUCUUGAAGUGCCACAAAAUAUAUAUGGAUCUUUUUCGACUACUACUACUACUACAACGAAUAAUAGCUUCCAAUCCCAUGCAUCAGUUUCUUCGAGUAAGACGAGGAUUAGAUGGACGCAAGAUCUUCACGAUCGAUUCGUUGAGUGCGUGAAUCGACUCGGUGGGCCAGAAAAGGCAACUCCAAAGGCAAUACUCAAGUUGAUGGAAACUGAGGGACUUACUAUCUUUCAUGUUAAAAGCCAUUUGCAGAAAUAUCGAAAUGCAAAAUACGUACCGGAAUCUGACGCACCGGGAAAAUCCGAGAAGAAGACUAGUUCGAACAAUGCAGCACAGAUCGACAUUAAAACGGGUACGCAACUUAAGGAGGCACUUCAGCUGCAACUAGACGUUCAACGGCGUCUCCACGAGCAAUUAGAGAUACAAAGGAACUUGCAAUUGAGGAUUGAAGAACAGGGGAAACAGCUUAAAAUGAUGUUCGACAAGCAACAAAAGACAAAACGAAAUCCGACGACCGAAGCAAGAAAUACGGACAAGAAACCGGGUCCUUAUAAUAAUAACCUAUCCAGCACCACACUCGAAGAAGAUACGGAGGUUCUUGUUUUCGAUGGUAGUGACGAUGAAAUUCUCUUCCCGUACAAGAUAAGCUAGAAUUUCUCGAUUUUCCUCCGAAAACAAAAAAACACCAUUAGCAGUCAUGCAUGCAUUCGGGUAAGGUCGAAAAAAGCUGUCCGGUAAUCGAGGAAUGAUGUAAUGAGAGAUCGAUAGCUUUCUUUCGAAGCAAAUUUGUUCCGUCGUCCUAGUGAAUCAUACAUAAUAUUCUUGUGGGCAUAUUGUAUAUUUGACAAUAGAAAGGUUUUUGUCAUUCGACUCGAGCACACAACUCGUAAACUCGGGGUUUCUAUUUUUGCGGUUACGUUUUCUGUGUGGUUAAUCGGUCGGUGUCGAACAGGAUUCCGAGUUUCUUUUAGAGUGUGGAUUCUUAAAGGGAUACUAUUUAAGUAUCAGGAUUGAAGAAUAAUUAAUUGAUUGGUUUUAGUCCCAAACUAUACUUUAGCUUCUGUUAGUACUCAAAUUUUUUUAAGACAUGCAUAUAUGUCGGGAAAAAGUACAGUUUUCGUCCCUCGAGUUUGUAUCGAUUUCAUAUUUGGUCCCAUAUGUUCACAAAAAACACAUUUGGCUCCUCAUGUUUCAAAAAUUC
Erythranthe guttata (spotted monkey flower) is the source of this 2323-nucleotide messenger RNA. RefSeq names its product myb-like HTH transcriptional regulator family protein. The record is from RefSeq and is a predicted model, not a curated record. Gene Ontology annotation, molecular function: DNA-binding transcription factor activity; DNA binding. Lineage: Eukaryota; Viridiplantae; Streptophyta; Magnoliopsida; Lamiales; Phrymaceae.